UUAUUUAUUUAUUUAUUCCAAAUAGUAAAAGCUGUUUCCUUCCUUCUUCUACGUAGCACUUCCGCAAUGUCUGCACGUGCAUCCUCCACUCUUUUCGCUCCCCUUUCUUCUCCAAAACACUUUCACUCACUCAUUACACCCCUCUCAAUGUCCCUUUCACCACACCCCACCAAUCAUUUCUGCUUCUUCAAGCAAUCACUGAUAGCGUAACUCCGCUACUACUUACAACCCCUCUCCAAUUCCACUCUCUGCGUUCAUGUUCAUCAUUCUCAGCUGCCGCCACUAGCGUCUGCUGCUUCGCCGUGAAUCUUCAAACUGAUCGGUGAGUCUCAGCUUUCAUUCAUCUCUUAUCUUCACAAUGUUUUGAUUUUCAUUGUCUGGCGAGUGGUUGGUUUAGUAAAAUUCUGUCUGUUGGCUUCAUGUGUUUAUUCAAAGCUAACGUCUUUUUGGGUCUUUUAGAAUGUGUAUUUAUAACCGCACGGGUAGCUCAGUUGGUUCCCGGGUAUAAAUAACACAAGAUUGAGCCUUUACAGCUGGAGUGGGAGACUGGGUUACACCCAAUUUGGUGGGCUUUCUGUAUUUAGAUUCAAAGCUAACGGGUCUUUGGUUCUGGGUGGUAAAUUGUGGGUAAGGACCAAGGAUCAAGCCCGGGCUGUCUAUAUCCAUAUACCCAAUGUGUUGGAGAUGAAGAGAGAUAGGUGCUAGUUUUGGUUCAGGUGUUUAGCUUUAGCUCACAGAAAGAAAGAGAGGAAGGAAAAGAAUGGGUUGUAAGAUAGUAACAUACUUGGCAGUUGUGUUUUGUGGAGCUGUUGUUUUUUCCUGCUUGACAAGAGCUGAGCCAACUGAAGAUAAAAGAGCUCUUCUUGAUUUCCUUGGAAACAUACACCAUUCGCCAAAGGUGAACUGGAAAGAGUGGACUUCAGCUUGCAGUGGCUGGGUUGGAGUGACAUGUAAUCAUGAUAAAUCUAGAGUUAUAGCAGUGAGAUUACCUGCAAUGGGAUUGCGUGGCUCGAUUCCUGUAAACACUCUGAGCAGGUUAUCGGGGCUUGAGAUCUUGAGUCUAAGAGCCAAUGCUUUCAGUGGUCCUUUCCCUUCGGAUUUUGCAGAGCUUGGGAACUUGACAGCUCUCUAUCUUCAGUCCAAUGGCUUUCAGGGUUCUCUGCCAGCUGAUUUUUCUGGGUGGAGGAAUCUUUCAAUCUUGAAUCUGUCGAAUAAUGAGUUUAAUGGCACUAUACCUUCCUCGAUUUCAAACUUGACUCAUUUGACUGCUUUUAGUCUGGCUAAUAACUCACUGUCUGGUGAUAUUCCUGAUCUCAUUCUCCCCAGCUUGCAGAUGUUAGAUCUGUCAAACAAUAACCUCACUGGGAUCGUGCCCCGGUCUCUUCAGAGAUUCCCUGAUUCAGCUUUUGCUGGUAAUCAUCUUUCUCCCAAUGUCGCUUCACCUCCAGCUCCAGUUGCCCUUUCUCCAAGUGUUUCGCCAAAGAAGAAGUCCACACAUCUUAGCCAACCUGCUGUGCUGGGAAUCGUGAUUGGAGGUUGUGCAUUAGGGUUUAUAGUAGUUGCUGUGCUGUUGAUUCUUUGUUAUUCACAGAAAGAACAUGAGAAUAGGGCCUCAGAAAGAUCGCUCAAAAACGAAGUGCCUGUUAAGAAGGCAGCUUCCAGCAGCCGGAAAGGAAACAGCAACCUUGUAUUCUUUGAGGGCUGUAAUCUUGCAUUCGACCUCGAGGACCUGUUAAGAGCUUCUGCAGAGGUUCUAGGGAAGGGAACAUUCGGGACUACAUACAAGGCGGCUCUGGAGGAUGCAACCACGGUUGUUGUGAAAAGACUGAAGGAAGUUUGCGUUGGGAGAAAAGAAUUCGAGCUGCAGAUGGAAGUUGCAGGGAGUAUCAGGCAUGAAAAUGUGGCUCCUUUGAGGGCAUACUAUUACUCCAAAGAUGAAAAGCUCAUGGUCUAUGAUUACUACAACCAUGGGAGUGUUUCUGCAAUGCUGCAUGCUAAUAGGGGCGAAAACCGGUUACCUCUAGACUGGGAAACGCGUGUCAGAAUUGCUGUUGGUGCAGCGAGAGGAGUCGCCUGCAUCCAUGGACAGAGUGGAGCAAAGCUUGUCCAUGGGAACAUAAAAUCCUCAAACAUAUUCCUCAACUCCAAACAGUAUGGUUGUGUGUCUGACCUUGGCCUGGCAACACUGAUAACUCCAGCUGCUCCAACACUCACCCGAACUGCAGGAUACCGCUCCCCAGAAGUCACAGACACGAGGAAAGCAACUCAGGCAUCCGAUGUCUACAGCUUUGGCGUCCUGCUGCUCGAGCUUCUCACCGGGAAGUCACCUGUGCAUACAACAGGGAGCGACGAGGUUGUCCAUCUGGUGAGAUGGGUACACUCUGUCGUUCGCGAAGAGUGGACGGCUGAAGUGUUUGAUAUAGAGCUUCUGAAGUACCCCAAUAUAGAGGAAGAGAUGGUAGAGAUGCUGCAGAUAGGGAUGAGCUGUGCAGCUAGAAUGCCAGAGCAGAGACCAAAAAUAGCAGAUGUAGUGAAGAUGGUAGAGGGCAUUAGAAUGGUGAGUACUGGAAAUCAAACAUCCACAGGAGGUACAACACCAGCUUUAACACCUUCCAUGCCUCAAACAGGACCUUCUUCAUACAAACAUUGAUUUUAAUGUUUUCUUAG
This is a messenger RNA of Ipomoea nil (Japanese morning glory), 2667 nucleotides long. Its product is annotated as probable inactive receptor kinase At4g23740. NCBI's taxonomy places the organism in Eukaryota, Viridiplantae, Streptophyta, Magnoliopsida, Solanales, Convolvulaceae. The coding region runs from base 761 to 2650 and encodes 629 amino acids. Gene Ontology annotation, molecular function: ATP binding; protein binding; protein kinase activity. Gene Ontology annotation, biological process: protein phosphorylation. The transcript is spliced from 3 exons. The record is from RefSeq and is a predicted model, not a curated record.